Molecule: messenger RNA, 6982 nt
Organism: Solenopsis invicta (red fire ant)
Lineage: Eukaryota; Metazoa; Arthropoda; Insecta; Hymenoptera; Formicidae
Product: protein sidekick
Exons: 6
Coding region: 331-1287 (318 amino acids)
Molecular function (GO): protein binding
Source: RefSeq, a predicted model, not a curated record
CGGCGCGUCGACGGGCGGUGUUCGCGGAGCACGAUCGCGGGCAAUCGCGGGUGACGGACGGUCGACGUAGAACGACAUACGGCGCGAUGAGUUUGACAGCGACUGCGGCGGCGAUCGACAACGAGUGACGCGCCUGCUCCUCCUCCUUCUCCACCUUCGAUCCUCCUCCUCCUCCUCCUUCUCCGCUCCCGUUGCAUCCAGGAUUGUCGCGAGCAAAAAAAAAUCGCGAGAGCGGCCGUUCGACAUGACAGAGAGAGGGAUAGAAUUGAGGAGAGUCCCGUGACGAAACAGGUCUCGCCAGGCGUCUAGGUGGUUAUUUAUUAUGGCAGAAUGGAUGCGCGUAAAUUGCUAUCGUUGCUGAUACUCCUCCUGGCAGGAUGGCAGGAAGUAGUGGCCAUGCCGAUGCGACACGUCGCUGUGGACGUGGGAAAGAGCCUGAAAUUGGCCUGUUCCGAGGAGAGUGCCCUUCCACAUAUUGAGGAAUCCAAUGUAAUGUGGAUAAGGGAGGGACGGGAGGAUGGACAGAUUGAGCGGUUGAAAGUCGAUCCGAAUGGCAUACUGGAGCUGUCAAAUGUCAGCGUGGACGACGCCGGCAAUUACUCGUGCACCUUGGACGACGAUCUCGACGCUGUGAAAGCUAGAAUCAGUGUGGAAGUCAAAACACCCCCUCCAGCCCUGCACAAUGUAUGGGUGAAGCCAUCCACGAUUUUGGCCAACAUUCUCUGGGAGGUGGCUGGUACCGGCGGGUAUCCUAUCAUAGACUUUACUGCCGAAUACCGUUUGAAACCAGUUGUGGGUGAAGAACCAGAAGAAUGGAAGCCGAUUAUUCCAACACACAUUCCUCCAAAUUCCAGACAGAUAGAUGUGUAUCAUUUGGUGCCAAACACUACAUACUCGUUCCGAGUGUGGGCAACCAAUCAGUUGGGAAAAGGAGAGAUCGUGGAGGUCGAGGGUCAUACGCAUUACAGUGUAGAAGAAUUGGAGCUCGCCCGACAUCUCUUAGCCGGCGUAGAGAAUUUCGAUACACGCGUCUGGGUGGCAGCCGUAGGUAUUGUGAUGGGCACACUUAUGAUUCUCGGUUUAGGUACAUGUUACCUACUCUAUCGCGAGUGCAAGGCACCCUCGCAGCUGGAGGAGCAGGAAGUGAUUGAGCUCGUUCCGAACAUCAUUCUGAAUCCGGGAUUUUUCGACGAGCGCACCGAGCACGUACCGCAGGACGAAAACUUCAACAAUCAGACGACUACGCGCCUCAACAACAACAGCGUCGUGCAACCUAGACGGCUUUAGCGUUUUUUGUUUAGCUUAGACAUUUUGCUCCGCUCCAAAGUGAGUAAAUUGGACGCAGUUUUCCACGUCAUCUCGAACGUAAGUAACCGAAUUUAUCGGAAAGGCCUCGAGUUUGUCUAAAAAAAAAAAAGUGAAAAGCAAUGAUCGACUUUGUCGAUAGACUGUUAAAUGCAAGACUCUUAACGAUCAUGGCGAAAAGAGAAUAGCGUUUCAGGGAAAUUUCGAAACGCUUUCGAGUUACCGAACCGUCGACAGCUCGGAGUAUUUCGCUAGUUUCCUCGAGACUUCUCUUGCAAUCGGAGAUCGAAAGAAAGAGAGAGAGAGAGAACCGGCUUCUAUUCUAAAAUUUUCGUAGAGUCCAUGUCUCUUUAAUGUGAUUUUAAGAAUUCCCGUGGGAGAUUUGUAGAAAAUUGCUCCAUUAUUCUUGGAAGAUUUACAAGGAAUUUCAAGGAUAAGGCAUAAGUAGAUUUUUAUAUGUGCAGUAAUAUAGAGAAGAAGGUAAUUUAGAUAGAUUAAAGCUCAUUUUUGAAAAAUGCGGGAGAUCUUCCCUUGUCAAAAUAUUAUAAUAUUAAACGUAAUAAUAUUAAAUCAUGAUUUCAAACUUAUAAAAACAAACGAGACUGUCGAAGCGGAAGGAAUUGAAAAAAAAAAAGAAAAUUAGGUUCUCGUUCUCGUUCGAUCUCCGAUGUUACAACGCAACAAUGAAGUGUUCAAAACCAGAAUGUAAGACUUCACGUCAGAUUUCUUCGCGCGAGAGGAGGUAGUAGAUUUUUUAGAGAUGUUUACUGCAAGACGUUCUCUGUCUCCCUCGCGUAUAGUUUCUUAAUGAGACACACUCACAAAUGAUUGCUCAGUGAUCGAGCUUAAGAGGAAGUGGAACUUCUGUGAGCCAAAAGAAAUGUAGUAAGACUGUAACUCUAAGAGUAUAAUCUAAAAGAACUCUCGAAGUGAAUCACAUGUGAUGAUCGGACGAUAUUUAAAAGAAAAAGCAUAUGCAUUUUGCGCUUGUUUACCUUUUUGGGAAAUAUAACGCAAUGUGCUCAAAUAGCAUGCGAAUAUUGAGAUUUUUUUAACAUGCUCAUUUACCAUUUAAGCAUAUCGGAUCGUACGUAUAUAUAUAUACAUAUAUACAGUAUGACGAAUUUACUGCCGUUUUAAGGUGUGCACAAGUCGUUGAAAGAUCCUUCCUAGGAAUCUCUGCGAGAGUCUCUUUCCGUUCUGUUAUAGAUUUAUAUAUAGAUACUUUCACUUCUUGCAUUUCUGUAGUUAUAUUACUGUUCGUUAUGUGCUCUUUGUGCGAAAAAUCCCGUGAAUUCGAAAAAAUUUUCUAAGACGAGAGAAGAAUAUUUAAUUUCUAAUAGUUAGUGUAUGAGCUAUUGUUUUUACGUUAGAAUUUGCCCGUAAUACUUUUCACCAUAAUCCGCAUGCGAUCGUUUGAGGGAUGCGCAAUAUCGCUUCGGCACACAUCUGCACUAUCUUAUAAUAACCAUCACAACUACGUCUGUGACUCACCUACUCACACGUUGUUUCGUAAAUAAAAAAAAAAUCAAAUUUUCCCAAACAGCGACUAAUAAGGAAGGGGGGAAAAAAAGAAACGAACAGAUAACUCUGCAAAGCACAAGUAUCAGGUAUAAUGAACCGUAAUGAGAAGAGAUGCAUGGCGUUCCACUUCGGUGGCACCGUUUUUUCCGACGAUAUUCGAUCGAUGUGUUUUCUAGUUGAGAAAGAAGUCCGCUUGUACCUUUCAUUAGCAGUGUCGGAAAAUGAGACGGUGGAGAAGUGGAUCGCCCUGAUACAGCAGCCUAUAAGCGCCCGCGAGGAGUAACGUGCAUUUUCUUUGCAUCGCGUGCAAUAAUAAGAUUUCAAUAAUCACUAGCACUUAAUUAUACAUUUAACGUUUAAAUAAGAUGAGAUAAAACACAUUACUUAUUUUGAAUAACGCUAUCGUACUAGACAUGAAUGAAUCUCUACUCCAAUUGAGCGACUGGACAGUCUGCAACACUGCGUCGGGACUACGUGUCUCGCGUGUAUGCACGAGAUUUCAAUGUUAAUGCUCGAUGUGGCAGUUGACGGAUGAAUGUGAUUUGAUUUCUGCUAAUGAAAACGAAUGUUUGAUGUAGAAGCAGCAGUCGAUGAAUACGUUGUUUCUGUAUGUCCGUUAUACUUUUCCCCCGUUGCUUUGAUUUAUCUGCACAGAUUGUUUGUUAAAAGAAACGCAGCACUUUGUUUCCUGAGAUGUUAGUUGAACGCUAAUUUGUAUAUCGUUAGCUUUUUCCUAGAUAUGUUGAAUUCUCGUAAUUUGUAUAUAAUUUGUAAAAUUACUAUAAAUAAUAAUUUGACAUUCCUGUUCUUUGUAUCAGUGAGAGACAGUUUGAUUAAUUGAAAUUAUUAAAUCCACUCAGAGAAUAGUGGCACACAUGUACACACAAAUAAGUUUCAAGUCAACUGUAAAGUGACGAGAUACUUUGAUGCACGCAGGUUGUAUAAAAAUUGGUUGUGCGUUGUUACAUUGAGGCUUUGGAUUUGCUUCUCCUUUUAACACACAUUCUUGAAUACACAUGCAUGUGUGUGAAAGAAUGGUGAUAUGAGAGUAAGCGAAUCGACAUUCAGCUUCGUACUAUGCACUCUGUGUUGUGAAUGGUAUAGAUAUAUAUACAUAUAAGAAAAUAAUACAAUAAUAAUUAUAAUAAUGAUAUGAAGAUAUGUGUAUAUGUAUACACACACACAUAUAUAUAUAUAUAUACAUAUAUAAUAUAUUUAUAUAACCGAGACAUCAUGCUAUUUUAGGUAUAAGUAAAGACAAUUUUUUAUAUACAUUACGAUAAUGCUGAAACCUGAUGAUAAUAUUUAUCUAUAUGUCGAUAUAUAUACAUAUAUAUGUAUAUAUAAAAAAUAUAUAGACUUUAUAUUAUAACGCGAUACUACGUCUGGCUUUGCUAAUCGACGAAUCUCGCUCACGAAAGUUACUUAUGUAGUGCAUCCCUCCUUAAUUUUUCAUAGAAGAGUCGUAUUAUUUUUGUCUAGGACAUAAAAAAUGCAAACCGCAUAUAUAACAAUAAUAUAUGUGUUUUAAACCAAAAAUUAUGAUGAUUUGGAUUUUUAACACGAUUAUAGAUCUGAGUUUUUAUUAUAUAUAAUAAUGAUUAUUUAUGACUAAUUAUAAAAUUGUCAUCUGUAAUUAUAUAGUUGAUUAUGAUUAAUUUCUUUUACGAUUUACAAAGUAUUGUGAAUGAAGCUACUUGAUUCUUUAACUAAUACGACUCUUCAGAUGUCCGACAUUAGAAAUUUUAGAUGUAACCCUUUGCUUUUUAUUAAAUGUAAUAUUAAACAUUCCUAAUGCCUAUAGCAAGAACUACUAAGGAGAGUCGUUUUGUCUCGGAGACAAAACGGCGCAGUAGUGUAAUCCAACACAAAUUAUUCUUAUAACUACUACUAAGCUGAUAAAGAUUGCGGUAAAAAACGUCGUGCGUCAUGGAAUUUCUGCCAUUGUACUGUGUGGGGGGAAUAGCAUAUCUACACACAUAGAAAACGUAUUCGUGUAAUGGAGAUUAUUUUUUUUAUAUGGAAAACGCGUCCGUUACUAAUUCUUAUCACUAUAGCAAGCGAGAAAUGACAUUCUGAUGAAUGAAGAAUUAACACGUGCACCAAUCGCGCUUUAUAUAUAUUUAUAUAGUAAAUAUAUUUUCUAUUCCUUUCUACAGUUUAGGAUUGUAUAAGAAAAUCGCCGAUGAUAGAUGAACGCGAGCAAAAAAAAUGAACUGGGUCAUGAAUCGUAGAUGUAGAGGGAAAUACUUGAUAAAAUGAUGAGAUUAUAUAAUUGCAAGUGUAAACAUAUACCUACAGUAAUAAUGGCAGAUAUUUUAUAUUCAUAUCAUAAACACGGUAAUAAUCUAUGUGCUGUUGUAGUCAUUCCUGUAGAUGCAAUUCUCAAUAUAUUUGUAAUUAUUAAGAUGAGACAUUGAAAGAACGCAAUCCUGAGAGAAUAACUUCUUACGAUCUUCAGCUUUACUUUCAAUUAUUAAUUCUUUUGUGUAGUAUCUUUAAUUUAUAUAACUAUCAUUAAACUUGGUAAAGAAAACAUUCUUUUGAUAUCAUACAAGACUCUGAAAACGAAUAUUUCUUUUCAAAAAGUACUAAAAAUUUUUCUAACGUUGGGAAAAAAUCAAUUUGUGAGAUCUUUUUCUAGAUUUUUUUUUUUUUUUUAAGCAAUGUGAUUUCUUUCAUUGAUGUCUCAUCUUAAAUUUGUUUCUUUUUUUUCCUCUUUCUGUUACAUCAACGCAUUUUCAUCCUCUUCCGCGAAUAGUUCUCCCCGCUUCUCUAGAAAUUCGUUUUUUAUCAGUUAAUCUGCGUACUAUCGUUGCAUCGCUUAUAUAACAGCACCGCCGCGUUAGAUGUACGCGUGCACGAUCAAUCGUUCUCCUAUAUGCAUAAUUGCCCUCGGUAUACCUCGAUGAUUAGUGCACUCUUUGAUGAAAAACGUAUAUAUUAAGCGAAGCACAAUGCCAAUAGAAUAGUAUGUUUAUGGUUGCUAGUGCCACCAUGUAUCGUCCCCAACAUACAUAUUUGCCUGCCUAAUUACAUCCCGACGUGCGAUGAACAUACGCGUGUGGUUUCUACAAGAAAAAAAAAGAGAAAAAAAAACGCUACGGCUUCUUCCAUGAUAUGACAGAAUGUACCGAUAGUUUCAUAGUAUAUAAUUAAUGUCGGAUACUGAGUGUUUUCCUACUGUACAACUAGCGAACCUUCUUUGUUUCUUUUCGUGAAAAUUAUCACUUGCCGCAUAUCGUCGGCACGAUACCAUUUGUUAAGACCCUUUAAACGUUAUAUUUAUGAAGACAACUGCGAAGAAGGGAAAGAUGUGUUACAGCAAAUAAUAUCGCAAAUUAUUUAUGUCGUGAAUGUGUAAUUCGAUUCGAUUGGCAAUAAUUUGUUAUGAUUAGUGUAUAACAAACUGUAUUCGGGAUCGGAUUUUAGUAUACAUUCCGCAAUGUAGGGAAAAAAUUGUAGUUAUAAUUAUGUAUUAUAAUAUUAAUUCUGAUUAAUUCUAAUUGAUUCUGUAAAUAUAAUUUUUUAAAACUGUAGUUCUAUUUGCAACAUUAAAUUUAUAAUUUUUUAAUUAUAAAUUUAAUUAUUUAUAGUUAUAUGUAAUUAAUUUAUGAUUUUAACUAGUCAGCUUUUAAGUUUGUAACCAUUUAUCUUCUUUUUAAAAUUCUGUUACUUUUUAUUUCCUUUUAUCCUCUGUAAAAAAAAAACCUUUUGUAAAUUAAAACAGAAGCCAUUAGAAAGCCUAUGUAUUUUGUAAAUUCUUCGCUUUCUUGUUUUGUUGCAUGUCUGUUGGAUUUAAGAUUUUUUUUUUAAUCUGUGAUGUAGGCAGUGAAGAAAAAUCCGAUCCUGAAUGUAUCACAGUGUACUCUUUCAUAGUAUUUAGAUAAUAUCUUAUAGAAUUUUAUUUUAGUACGGCGCUGUGAGAUGGAGAAUAGGGGCUAUAAACGACCAAAAAAAUAGUUUAGCUUUAAUAAGUAUACUUCUAUUGUUACCAGUACUUGUUGUUUUUGUUUACUAGAUCUUUUAUCGUUUUUCUCGCGUAUACACUCUGUUGCGUUUAUGUAUAACUUAUUGUUUUCCUUCUUUUUGAAUUGACCUGUAUUAUGUAUUAUAUAUUAUUUUACUGUCAAUAAAUCUCAGUCAAAUAGUA